CUACUUACAUAUUGCUUGACGUAACUAUCCUUGAAGCGUACAUAUAAAAGUACUACGAAUCACAUUCGUUUUUAUCUUUGUGAGUAGAAAAUGCACCCAAAAAUACUUCUGGUAGUGAUUGCGGUACUACCCGCAUCUUUCUCGAAAACAACCGAGGAGAUCUUUGGGGGAUGGAAACGACGCCUGGAAAACGAACACCCCGAAUGCCAAGAAAUGACGGAUGUCACGCAAAGGGAGGUCGACGCCCAUUUUCUACGCUUGGAAAUGAGUCCGACGGCAAGCUUCAAAUGCUUCAUACAUUGCGGAUUCAAGGCCUUUAAGCUAAUAAAUAAGGACGGGUCCCUCAAUAGGGAUGAAUUCCUCAAGGACAUUGAGAGGGCGACGACCGAGAUGAUGGACGACUGCGACGGAAGAAUUGCUCAAAUCGAAGACCAGUGCGAGAAAACCUUUAAGCUUUCUGAAUGUGUAACCCAUUAUCGCCAUGUUUACAUUUAAGGUGCCAUUUUGGGAAUUAAAGCAAAAAAGUGUU
Molecule: messenger RNA, 529 nt
Organism: Photinus pyralis (common eastern firefly)
Lineage: Eukaryota; Metazoa; Arthropoda; Insecta; Coleoptera; Lampyridae
Exons: 2
Coding region: 91-495 (134 amino acids)
Molecular function (GO): odorant binding
Source: RefSeq, a predicted model, not a curated record